AGUUUGGUACUCAGUCAUCAUCACAGCUUAAGAUGAGCUGUGAGGAAGGCAUUAUGGGUGGUGAUAAGUACAGAGCUUCGUUGCAUUUGGAGGGUCCUACAGUUGAAUGGAGGAUGGGAAAGCCCCCAAAUUAUGAAGCUGUGAACAAGCUGUUUGAAGAUGGAAGAACAAAGGUGUGGCCAAAAGGAUCUGUGGAAGAACAAGUGCAGAAUAUUAUAAAAUCAUUGCAAAUGGAGUUUGCUUACAAGACUAGACCACAAGAUUUCAAGAACAUAAACCUUCACAAUUUCUUAUGUUCUAUCAAUGGAAGAACAGUCUCAUGUGAAGAAGCAUUGAAGCUUGGAAGCUUCAACACAUUUAUGAAGAAUCCUUUACCACAGGAAUUCCAUUACUUCAAACCACAAGAAGAGACAUCUGAGUCGACUCAUAAUGACUUCAAGACAUGUUUUCCAAGAGGGUUUGCAUGGGAAGUCAUAGAGGUUUAUUCUCCUCCUCCUUUGAUUGCCUACAAAUUUAGGCAUUGGGGUUUCUUUGAAGGACCUUACAAAUCCCAUUCCCCAACCGGCGAAAUGGUCGAAUUCUUCGGCAUGGGAAUUCUCAAGGUGGAUUCAUCAUGGAAGAUUGAAGAAGGUCAUGUGUUCUUUGAUCCAGCUGAGCUAUUUGGAGGUCUUUUGAAGGGCAAAAAAACAGCUGAUUCGUCUGCCUCUGCCUGUCCACUCUUUGAUCAGCUGAAGUAGUUCCACAAACACUGAAAUGAAUAAAAAUGUGUGUCUCAGACAUUCACACCACUAUCCAUUAGUUCUAAUCUUGUUUGUUUGUAGUUCUUACGUUGUUGUUAUGUUUGUUCGUUGUAUCGUUUAUGUCGGUGUCUAUUAAAUAUGAAUGAUAAUAAGUGUGGUUUGCAUAUGAUA
This is a messenger RNA of Cucurbita maxima (winter squash), 911 nucleotides long. Its product is annotated as pathogen-related protein-like. NCBI's taxonomy places the organism in Eukaryota, Viridiplantae, Streptophyta, Magnoliopsida, Cucurbitales, Cucurbitaceae. Bases 33 to 737 code for a protein of 234 amino acids. The record is from RefSeq and is a predicted model, not a curated record. The transcript is spliced from 4 exons.